Messenger RNA from Megalops cyprinoides (Indo-Pacific tarpon), 1585 nucleotides. RefSeq names its product coiled-coil domain-containing protein 69-like. Gene Ontology annotation, cellular component: nucleus; cytoplasm. Gene Ontology annotation, molecular function: microtubule binding. Bases 103 to 1041 code for a protein of 312 amino acids. NCBI's taxonomy places the organism in Eukaryota, Metazoa, Chordata, Actinopteri, Elopiformes, Megalopidae. The transcript is spliced from 9 exons. The record is from RefSeq and is a predicted model, not a curated record.
UUUAAAUUUGUGGAGUUAUGGCGCCUUAACGACAAACGCCGCGGCAGUAGCCGGAGAACGCUUACAAGUUAUCUGAAGUUGGGAGGUAUCAGAACCACAGGCAUGGGUUGUAAUCAGAGUCGGACUAUGUGCUGCAAAAUCUGCAAGAAAAAGAAGAAAACUACAGGCAAGCUGGGAGCAAAGUUGUCUCAGGAGAUCAACAGCCUUGAAGGAUGUGGAAAGUUGCCCAAGGACAAGCCAAGCACAGGCCCAGAGGAGCUGCCAGAGCAGCAGCAGUGGCAGCUGCAGUACCUUCUUAAAACACUGAAUGAUUCUGGGCAAAAGGAGAGUGAGGACAUUCUGCAAGCCCACCACACUGAGUUCCAGCAACUAGUCCGGGACAUUACGGACAAGGUGAAGGCAGAAGCAACCGUUGAACUGAACACCGUUUUAGAGGCUCGGAUAAAGUGCCUUAGUGAGGAGAACCAAAGCAAAACUGAAGAAUUGCAGUGCUUGUUCAACCAAGAGAAGCAGUCAUUGACAGAUGGUUUUCAGGCUGUGAAAGCCUCUCUGCAGGGCAAGGUGGACGUUCUGACAGCGGAACUUCAGGCAUAUGACAAGCUGAAGCAGAGAGUUGAGGAGUCCACCUUCAAGAGAGAUCUGCAGAACAACAUUCAGGCUCACAGCAGUCCUGGUGCAUUCUGGGAGCAGGAGCUGGAGAGCCUGCUAUUUGUCAUUGAGAUGAAGAGCGAGCGUCUGCAGGAGCAGGGGAGGAAGCUGAUGCAGCUGGAGGCCGUGGUGGAGAAGAACCUCCCUCUGGAGGACCAAGUAAAGCACCUUCUCCAGCAGAAGGAAGACCUCCACGUACGCUUGGAGAACUACCAGAGCCUGAUCCAACAGCUGUCCAAGGAGAAGGAGAGCCUCCACGAGUCUCUGGAGAAGGAGGUGUUGCUGAGUCAGAAACUGAACCAAGAGAAAGACGAGCUCCUCUACAAGCUCCUGCACCCCGGGGCCUCUCCCUCUCACCUGCCACCCAUCACACCUGAGCUUUCCCCAGGCUAGGCCACUUGGCGGAUCCACAACACCUGCCGCCCACCCCGGCACCUGACUCAGCUCCACCCCUGACAAGAAGUAAACUGACUAGCCUGGGACACUGAAGAACGAGUCCCAGAACCCCAGUUAAGGUUCUGUCAGAUCUUCCAUAGCCUCCCCGCUAGGUCCUCCACUGUUAGAAUUCUGAUAUUGGCUGCUUUUUUUAAAAUUAAUCUUUAGCAACAUGGGUCUCAAGCUGUCAGAUGGCAGUAUUUUAUUUCCACAUUUUGUGGACUGUGGGAUAUGGGGGAUGGGGGGUGAUGGUUAAACGGUUUUGCUUUUAGUAAAGUACUGGGGCUAUAAGAAAAGAUACAAUAUAUGUCCCAUUUCCAAGUAAAGCGCCAUUAAUCUCCACCAUGAAGUAACCUCUGAUACUGUAAUACUUGGUAUUGUAGAUUAUGUUUUUGCAGAGGACUUUGCAGGUGCUAAUGUGACAAUGACUUCACGCACUUGAUAAUCGUUCUUUUGCAAGAAGUGCGGACAAUGAACUUUUUUUUAACAAUGAUAUUUUGUA